AUGCCUCCCCCAACUUCAGGUCCGCCAGCCAUGGCGAAACAAGCCACCCCAAAGACGAUGUCUUCUCGUCUGAUGACCAUGAAAUUCAUGCAGCGCGGUGCCGCAGCCGCCGCAGCAGCAGCAGCCACCUCAAACACGCCUACCACCUCGAACUCCCCCGUGAAUACCCCUAGCAACGACGGUCCGACCAAGCGGCGCAAGGUAUCCCACACGCCGUCUACUUCAGGGGCCGGUUCGCCGGCAACGACACCAUUGUUCGACCAACAGGCGAUUAAAGCGGCGUUAGAACAGGAGGAGAAGCGCAACCGGGCGGCUAUCGAGCGGCGUGCGGCCGAACUCGGUGACUCCCACUGGGUGCUAGAGGGCGCGGCGAGUGCGCCGCCGCGGAUUGCCCGGCCGCUGUUGAAUGUGGUGCCUGUUGGAUUUGCGCAGAUUGAUGGCUCGACGGCGGCCACCGCAUCGGGCCAGGAUGUGUACGACGAUGACCCGUUUGAUAUGGGCGGUGUCUCGGCGCGGCCACAGUUUCAGCGGUUCAAUAUGAAGAAAUCCAAGGCACGUCACGAUGCGACCAAGGGAGAUGACGACGAAGGAAAGAGCGAUUCUGAGUCUGGAUCCGGCUCAGAAUCAGGAGAAGCAUCCGACAACGAUCGGUCUCCACGAGCGUCAUCACGAGCAGACACCGGGCGCGGCCGGCAGAGUACCGUAGACCGCUCCGACCGUAAGCGGGCGCGAUCCAGCGUGUCCGGGCGGCGGGAGGAGGAGCGCAGAAAGGCACACCAGCUCGCUGGCAAAAGGCGGAAGAAGGAGAUCAAGCUGAAUCAGCUGUCCUCCAUCUCGUCUGCCGGCUCGCAGGGGUUCCAGCGACCAUCUGCAGUUUUGUCCUGCCACGGGUGUGGAAAGCCAGGGCACAAGGUUGCCGACUGCCCCAACAGAAAGCGCUAA
Messenger RNA from Dichotomopilus funicola, 942 nucleotides. RefSeq lists its product as uncharacterized. Bases 1 to 942 code for a protein of 313 amino acids. The record is from RefSeq and is a predicted model, not a curated record. The transcript is spliced from 2 exons. Lineage: Eukaryota; Fungi; Ascomycota; Sordariomycetes; Sordariales; Chaetomiaceae. Gene Ontology annotation, molecular function: zinc ion binding; nucleic acid binding.